GGGGAGUUUUUUGACAAUUUGAAUUGAAAGUGUAAGAGAAAGGAUGCUUGUAUUUUGUGAUGAUAAUUAAAAUUAUGAAAUUAGAGCAAUUGUUAAUAGUAAAGACGAAUUAAAUUUUCAAGAUCAAUAAAUACAUUAACAAUGAAAUUUAUAUUUAAGUAUCCUGUCUGUUUCAAUGAAAUAUAAUUUGUGUUAAAGUCCCCGAGAAUUUUUCAUAUUAUUUUUGCGAAAUGAGCAAACUGAUUGACUACUUUGUAAUAUGUGGACUUGACUAUAAUUCUGGACUAGAAUCAGACAAAUACGCAGAGGAUAAUCUACAUGUCUCUCCAUUGGAACGAUCAUACAAAGGAAAAGUUUUGGCACACUAUCCCAACAAUGUUUCAUCAAAUCCUUUUGAUGAAUCAGCUGUUUGUAUGUUUUCUUUGCCAGCUGGACUCAAAUUUCGUACUCAAAAGCAUUCAGUAACUCAAGCUCCAAAUUUUCAUUCCUAUGUUAUAACAAGAGAAGAUGGGAAAAGAUAUUAUGGAUUCAGUCUAAUAUUUUAUGAAGAAGUACAAAAUCGAGAUAUCAGAGAAGCAAUGCAUACAUUGCAGGCUAUGUAUAUCACUGAAUUGUCAAGUGGACUAAAAGAACAUACUAUGCAAACACCUCAAAGUAAAGUACCACAGUCAAAAUCUUUACCUAGAUAUUUUAAACUGAGUCAUAAUCCGAGUGGUGCAGCUUUAACCUAUUAUGAUAUCUGUAAAGACAAGUUGUAUGUGUCAAAAAGUAUUGGUAUAAUCAGUCAGUGUGGCUAUGUUUAUGCCAUGAGGGUAUUUUUGGAAAAUUUAUAUAGGUGUGUUCCUAAACAUUCUAAUAUGACAAAUAGUCUCAGUUUGGAAAGUUAUGUAUUCAAUUUGUUAUAUGAAGUUCAGUUACCAGCGCCUGGUAAAAGUUUGUUGGUUCACUUGCCACCUGCAGAUCCUCAUUUACCUCUAUCAAAUGUCAUAAUACAAAAUACUCUACCCCCGUAUGAACUUCCCCAUCAUGAUUAUCCUUUAAGACUGAUGUUUUUAUGGCUAGGAGUUGAUAUUAUUGUGCAGCUGUUCACUUGUCUCUUACUAGAGUACCAGGUUCUAUUACGGAGUACAGAUCCUCAAAAAUUGAUGGUUGUUGCUGAAAGCGUUAUGUCUUUGUUAUUUCCAUUUAAUUGGCCUCAUGUGUAUGUGCCAAUAAUGCCUGCAUCAUUGCAUCACUUUUUGGACGCUCCUGUCCCUUAUUUGAUGGGACUCUAUGCAACAUCAGAAAAUAUAAAGGUGGCCUCAGAAGCUAAUCUAUGUUAUGUAGAUAUAGAUAAAUGUAAAGUACAAUUACCAGAAGAGAUGGCAGCUUUUCCACAUUUAGAACCUUUUACUGCUGAAAUUUUAUCCGUUUUGGACAAAUAUAGUGUUCACAUUCCUAACACUGAAUAUACUAGGAAUACUCAGGACAUUAUUUCGAGAAGUAGCACAUUACCAAGCCGACCGCACAAUCUAAGAAAAUUGUCUAUACAUGAUACUCUCGAAACUGAACGACCACCCUCUCCCCCUGGAUCUGCUAGGUCAGAAGCUCUUCAACGAAUUGCCGAUAUUGUGCGGAGAACGGGAGUGACUUUAGAACCCAAAGCAAAUCAUCCUUCAGAUUCCUAUAGUGAAGAUCUCAAAUUUAAUAAUGCCAUAAGAGAGAUAUUUUUGAAUAGAUUCGUGCAUAUAUUUCAAUCAUAUGAAAAUUUUGUGAUAUUUCCCAAUCAGGACAAAGAAGACUGGUUUAACAAUAGAGAUUCGAUGCAAAAUUUUGAUAAAGCUUCGUUUUUAUCUGAUCAGCCUGAACAAGAUCGAAUGUUUUUGUGGAGAUUUCUAGAGUCUCAGAUGUUUGCUACUUUAAUUGAUAACAAAAUAUUGUCAAUAUGGGGUGAAUGUGACAGUAAUCUAUUGAUAUUCGAUAAUAGAAUAAAAUUAUUAAAAAAUAGGUACGAUCGAGAGAAUCAUAUGCGAUCUUUAUGUUAUGAGCCAUGCAUCAGUGUUCAUGAUACUCAGAAGCUGAUUGAUAGAAGAUUGGCAUGUCCCGAUUUUGAAUCUCCAUUACCAAGAGAAAUUAUGAAUUGCAGGGUUAUUAAUGGUCGACAAUUUCCUAUUUUAGAUAAGGAUAUAUUGAAUAAAACACCAGUACUCAAUAAGGGAAGCAUUCCAAGAGCUGGUACUUUUAAAACAGGAUUGAGUUUUUCAAAACCACCUGAAGGGCCUAAUGAAAGACAUUCAAAAAGUUCCAACAGUCAGGAUAUGUCACCAGCUGUUAUAGCACAUAAAAAUUGGAGUUUUGUUGAUAAGCUUCUAAAAGACUGUAAAGUGAAAACAAAAAGAAUGUUACUUGCCAAAUUAGGGUCUGAAGGAGUGACCUUAUCUAGUAGUAAUGUGACAGACAGUUUCGGAGCCAUUGAAGAAACCACUUUAAUAACAUCGUUAUGCGACUUUCUCGAAAGAGUGUGGUCCCAUGGCCUACAAAAAAAGAGGAAUAAAUCGGCGCUAUGGUCUCAUUUACUUGCCUAUCAAGAAAAAUAUCAAUAUAUACCUAAAAAAGAUAAUGGCGAAUUUGAGUUGACUACUAAUUUAGAAAAUUGGACAGGGCAAUUCGAAGAUUCCAAAUUAAGAUCAGAAUUACCCGAGUUGCCAUCUUCUAUAUUGUUCGACAUAGGGAAUAUUCAAUCCAUGACAGACGUUAAGACAGCUAUAGGAAUGGCCCGUGUAUGGGUACGACUAGCAUUAGAGAAGAAACAACUGUCAAAACAUUUACGCACAUUGCUUUCCGAUCAGACACUACUUAGAGCACUUUACAAACGACAAGCAUUUGUACGUUCUGAAGAAGAACGUGAACAAUUUCUUUAUCAUUUGCUCUCUUUAAAUGCCGUUGAUUACUUCUGUUUCACAUGCACCUAUGUAACAACUGUGAUACCAUACCGUAUUGUAAUAGUACCAAAUAAAAAAGGAGCAACAUCUUCAGCAAAUGUCUGGAUGGUUCUGUCUGGUACACUAUCAGAAACAACUCGUAUAGUAAUUCCUAGAGCUACACUAAACUUUAAAAUCAAACACAAAAAUUUGGGAGUUCUUACAACAUUUAGAAUUGGACAUGAUAAUUCUGGGUUAUAUGCUAAAUGGAUGAUUGAUUACAUUAUUGUUAGGAAUGAUAUUUCUGGGCACACAUACAAGUUUCCAUGUGGUCGUUGGUUGGGAAGAGGAGUAGAUGAUGGUUCAACAGAAAGGCUAUUGGUUGGUAGUUUGAUGUCCAAAAAAGAAGAACUUGAAGAUAUAACAGUAAAAUCCAGUAUGGGUAGCUUAGGGCGUUCCACACCUAGAUCAAGAUCACCUGCGAUUGCUCCAAGGACAGAAAUGAAAUCGUCACAAAUUCAGCAUAUGUUAGGUGAUUGUGUUAAUAAAAUAAUAAAAUGGCACCACAGAAGAACAUCAGAACGUCAUACAACCUUGACAGCACUAAUUUGUAGUGAUAAUGGGCUAGUUUCAUGUUUAGAAAAGGUUUUCUUGUUAGGUUUCAAAUCUGCAAGGCUUUUUAUGGGAAAACAUUAUUUAUGGGACUAUUUUGUGAGAGUCAAAGAACAAUUUGAAUUAGAAUUAUUACAAGAAGUAUCAGGUAAUCGAACGCACAGUCUAGAAAAAAAUCACCAAGAAACAGUUGCAGUUUGGAGAUGCUACUGUCAUUUAAUUGAAGAAAUUAACCAAACCAGUAAAACUUUGGGGAAGGAUGGUAAAUUUCAACAGUUUAUUUGUCUUAGUGUUAGAGAACAUCUACUACAUAGAAUGUUAAUACCAAUGUCAAAGUGUAAAGUCACAUCAGAGAUGUAUGAAGAAAACUCAUUUCUACGAAAGAAAGGUCUACUAACUUUUCUCUGGCAAAUUCUAUUACCAUUAGAUGAUUUGGAUGUAGUUCUUGAAAAAACUGUGUCUGAUGGAAUUUCUUCGCCGUUGUCUCAUAUAUAAAAUAGUUUAUAACCAUGAUAUUAAGUUACAAACAACAACAUGUAACAUUUACACUGAAAAUAAUAAAAUGGCAUUAGAACGCUUACGAAAUUUACGAUUUACUUGAAUCCUAGGAGGUUGGAGCUGUAAUGUCGAUGAAUUUCAAAUUUCAAACGCAUUUCAACCCACGAACCUAGAUUAUUUUUCAUAGUUAUGAGCUUUUAACUGUUACAUCAAGUUGAAGUUUUCACCUACGGCAGUCCUUUAUUAAAUUAUUCAUGAUUGCGUUGAAAUUUAUAAAUUUUACUCAAAUUGUUUAGGUCUUUAUUAUCAUUGACAUCUUUCUCAUUCCUAUGCAUGUGAACUAUUUUUAGCAGUUCUCUCUUUUAUUAAUUGGACUCUAUUUUAAUAAUUUCCGAUUUUUUGUAAUUAAAUGUAUGCUUUUGUUCUGAUAUUUCUUAGUUUGUUGAUGCGGUCUUAUUUUUUUAUCAUAUUGAUGAAUUCGUAAUCUAUUUUGUAAAUAUUGAGAUCUCUGUCCUAUGUAAACAGCAUGUCAAUUAUUUAUUUUUUUGGUGAUUUAUAUUUAAGUAUAGUGAAAUAUUCUAAUAUAAUUAUUUAUUAAAAUGAUUUAUUACGAAUUAUAAAAGACCUAAAAUCACUACUAUUUCAACUCUAUGAAAUACAAAUUAUAAAGAGGAAAUUUAAUCAACUGAUUUGACUCGAGCUUUUCAUUUCUUUUCUAUUUUCUCUUUUUGAUAAUCUUCAGCUGUUGUGUUUUUAAAAUGAGAUUCAUAUUUUUAUUUAAAACUGUUCAAGGUGAGGCUAUAUGUUUAUUAUUUUUUUCUUGAUUUGUAUUCGUUUAUAAUAUUGGUUUUGUAAUUAUACAUUAUUUAAUGAUAAUUGGAUAUGAAGGAUAUUAAUAAUCUUUUGAACACUUUUUAAUUACUUUGGCUGAUAUUCAGGUGAAUUAAAUUUUAUAUUUGUUAUUGUAUAAUUGUAUAGGUGGGUUCAAAAACUGUACUUGUCUAAAAUCAUAGUUUUGAACAAAUUAAUAGAAACUUUGUAACAUUGAUCUCGCUGACAUAGACUAUUGGCAUGCAAAGUUUUAAUAAUCGUUGUUAGGAAUGUAUUUUCAUUGGUAGUUUUUUAUGAAAUAAAUUUGAUUAGAACUGACAAAUAAAAAAGGUGAUGGCUUGUACGGUUUUAGAACUUGACUUUGUUUAUUAAACGUGUUUGAUUUUUGAUAUUUUUAUUCAAAUAGCGGAAAAUACAACAUCAAAAUUGAUAUCAUCUCAAUAAUCAAAUAAUCGUUUUCAGCAGUGAUGAAAGAAUUCAUUCUUUUUAAUGUACCUUGAGGAAUUUAACAGUAUAGAAAUUUAAACCUGUUUAUUUUUGGGUGAACAUUGGAAAUAAACUAGUUCAUUCACUAAACAAAUCAAAUAUACUAUAUUUGUACAUAAUAGAAUAACUAAUGUAAUUAUUCGCGGCAAUAAACAAAUUAUAUCAUAGAAUUAUAGUCUAAAUUGGAGCACAACAACAGCUGAUCGGUGAAAAAAGAUACGGUGUACACAUAAAAGGUAUUUAUACAAUAGUUAUAUUGUAUAAAUUUGUAUAAUAUAAUAAAUUGUAUAUUUUAUAAGUUUUAAAAUGCUCUACUGCUGCUUUUGAGUGAGGUGUUUAACUACAGGAACCAAACAGCAGUCCUUGCUAGUGUUGUCUUCAGUUCGGAUUAGAGGCUCCAAGAGGUUGGUACGCCGCUCUGAAGAAACGCAAGAACUACCAAACUAGUUUUACAACACUCUCCUUACCACUUCGAUCUAUUAGGGACACAAAGGUUAAUGAACAUCACCUUCUUCAGAGGAGAUGUAAUUCAAUAUUCGUCUUGGUAUUAGCCAGGAAAGUAGUUGUUUUCUCCUUUAAAAAACUGCAAACAAAAAUUUCGAAUUAUUGAAAUUCGAUAAAAGGGAUAAAAUAAUAUCAUCUACAUACUUUUUAAUUAUUUAAAAACAUGUGUACUAACCUACUACAGAUAAUUUAACUGUUGUUGUUCUCUUAUUCCUGGCGUAUGCGUAUUUUUCCUAUAUUCUUGAUAUUAUUCUAUUAAAAAUUGGAAAGAAUGUUCUUCUUUCGACAUACAUGAAAAUUUACUGUUUUACACUAAAAUCGAUUUAAUCAAACAGAUGAAAAUAUUAGUCUUUGAAAUUUCUAAUCUUUUUUAUGAGAACUCAUACUAUCUUACUUAUUCACACACCUUUACUAUACAUAAAUCAGUUACUCCUAAUCGUUCAGGAAUCUUUAAACAACAUAAUAUUAAGCUUAAACACAAAAUUUGACAUUUAAAUGCGUAUCUACUAAAAUUAAAGACAGAACACCAACCAUUAAAUUGCUUAGCAUAGUUAUACAGUUAUAUAUUUUUCUAUAUUGUACUUGACCAUAAUUUCAGUCCCCAAUGAUGAAUGCAUAAUUAUUCGAAAGCCCGGAGUAUAUAUUAAAAAGAGUAAAUUUUGGUGUUAAAUUUGCCACACUUAUUUUUUCAAUAAAACAUACUCGCACAAUGUUUGCCCAAAAAUUUCAUUUCAUUAAAUAUCUUUUUUAUAUUUUGCACGUAGUAAGUACGAUACGCAGUUGGGUGUCGUAUUGAACUUCAGUAAGAUACGCAUAAUUUGAAAUUAUUUUGACAGAAAUAGAUACUUUGUAGAUAGUAGAUAGGCAGUUGAAAGCUUUGAACACAACCUCAAAUUUCAGCUGUGAUUGUGUAUUUUUUCUUGUGUAUAUGAUCAAUUAUUGUAAAUUUGAAACGAGUAUUUUAAAUAAAUGUUGUUUUAUUAAACAGAA
Molecule: messenger RNA, 6821 nt
Organism: Diorhabda carinulata
Lineage: Eukaryota; Metazoa; Arthropoda; Insecta; Coleoptera; Chrysomelidae
Gene: pns
Product: DENN domain-containing protein 5B
Exons: 19
Coding region: 231-4007 (1258 amino acids)
Molecular function (GO): small GTPase binding; guanyl-nucleotide exchange factor activity
Source: RefSeq, a predicted model, not a curated record